CCAGAUGAAGAUGGAGCUCCCUGUGAUUAGCUGGGUGUUUGCAACUGCAGGCGUUCUUCUGUGGGCCAGCGGUGGCUCUGCCGGACCCAUGGAGUGCCACUUCGACUCCAGAGCUCUGUGUGUGUUUGAGGGGAAGCACUACUCGCUGGGGGAAUCCUGGAUGGACAACGCUUGCAUGCAGUGCACCUGUCUGCACCCUGUUGGUGUUGGUUGCUGCGAGACGGUGCAUCGUCCAGUGGACUUCCCUGCAUGGUGUGAGGUGCGAGUAGAGCCGGUGACCUGCAAGGUGUUUCUGGUUCAGACCGCCGACCCCCGCCUGCCUUGCUCCCCAGGUGAAACCGACAAGGACCCGAGCCACGGAUCAUUUCAUCUGGAGAAACAACUUGAGGGCUAGAAUGGCGCCAUAAGCCUGUUUUACCCCACAAUAAAUACCGCCAACCAAUAUUAACCAGCAUCUGUGAUUAUUGGGUUGUAUAUCAAUGCAAGAAAUGUGAGUACUUUCUGCCUUUGCAGCAAAAAUAAAACAAAGUUAGAUAAAUUCAGAAAAGUAGGUAUCCACCUUCUUUUGAUUAGUUUAUAUUUGUGAUUUUCUGCUCUUAUGACAUUUACAUUGUUUAGUAUAACAUCUGUGUAUCUAAAUCCUCUUUUGUUUUUCAUACAUUUUAUAAUGAAGAUAAACACUAAGUUUCAUUUUUAAUAAGUUCAAUAAUUCAUGUUUGUAAAUACCAGCAUUUAUGUACAUAUAUUAA
Messenger RNA from Cololabis saira (Pacific saury), 749 nucleotides. RefSeq names its product microseminoprotein, prostate associated 1 (gene msmp1). The record is from RefSeq and is a predicted model, not a curated record. The transcript is spliced from 3 exons. Bases 5 to 394 code for a protein of 129 amino acids. Lineage: Eukaryota; Metazoa; Chordata; Actinopteri; Beloniformes; Belonidae.